This is a messenger RNA of Rhinopithecus roxellana (golden snub-nosed monkey), 1933 nucleotides long. RefSeq lists its product as uncharacterized. Bases 1187 to 1792 code for a protein of 201 amino acids. The transcript is spliced from 2 exons. NCBI's taxonomy places the organism in Eukaryota, Metazoa, Chordata, Mammalia, Primates, Cercopithecidae. The record is from RefSeq and is a predicted model, not a curated record.
UGCAGUGAACCAAGAUCAUGCCACUGCACUCCAGCCUGGGUGAUGGAGUUGAGACCGUGUCUUUUUUUUUCUUAAUAAAAGGGAAAAUGUGGAGGAGAACAGGUUUGGGUAGGAGUGAUGGCAGUGAUUCUUUGGGUGGUGAGGAACCUAGCAAACAUAGCUCUUCAUUAGACUAAGAUUAGUUAAUUUUGCUCUAUGCACUGAUAAAGGAUAUAGAAGCUAUUCCUUACCCUCACAGAUUAAACCUAGUUGGAGAGCUUGCCAGUUAAUUGUACGUAUGGACCGUACAGACAUGCCGAGUCGUACAGCCGUGGUUAUUGAGUACCAAAGCAAAAGUUCAUAGCAAGGCAAAUCUACAUUUAAUUUUUUAUGUAAGCACUAAGAAUCAAAUUUUUCUCAGAAGGCUCCAAAGAGAUGACAAAGCACGGUGUAAAAUACCUGUUUUCUUAGCAGGUAGCACCUAGUACUCAGCAGCACCAUCCAUUUGAGUUUGGAAGACACCUUUUUCAGUUCUCCAUACUGAUUACAAAAGCGUUCUAAGGUUAAGGCAGUGAAACCAUAUGGAGGCAAGCUGUGACAAUAGUUCCACCCCAUGACGCUCCCGUAAUCUUAAAAGAAUAAAGAAAAAAUACUGACCCCCCUCCACCCAACCCCACCCCACCCCACCCCACCAAGAGGGCUCACUGAUUUCCAGAGCAGUGAGUUUUGAGGUGUGAGACAUGAAGAAAUGGGGUCCCUGUCUGGAAAUGUGGUCACGACAUCUCUAUGCCUUCCUCUCCUUAAGGGGCAAGACCAGCUGUUAAAGGAUGAGGGACUCUGGGGUCCCAGGGCUGAGAGGCAGGUGUCAGCUCGGGGCAGAGGGAACUGGAGUGCCCUCACCCCUUCAGAUGACCCUGUGCAGAGAGAGGACAGGCCAGGGCUGGCAACCUUGUCUUUCCCUGGAUGCUCGUUGACAUACUCGCUUUGCACAGGGUGGAUUCCUAAGUUCCAAUUUGAGCCGCUGUGAAAAAGGCCUCCACCAGCCUCUCACCAGAAGAGAUUGCUCAUUGGAACGCAAUGCCACCUGGUGGGGGAUGAGGACAGUGCGAGCAAGCAGGUGUUACUUCCUACUGACCUAAUUUAGAGAACAUUAAACGUAAGAGAGAUAACAUUCGGGGUUGUAAGCCUGUGCCUAAAACCUUAAAGAAUGCAGGCAGCUGGCCAUAAAAGCAACUUGAGCAAUGCCCUCAUUCAGCCGUCGAAAUCUCAGUUCGUGUGUAAACACUUUAAAGUUUCCUCUGCACUUUUCCUGUGUUCAUUUGGUCAUCACAGCUGUGAAGUGGGGUGGGAAUUUUUCCCCUCGUUUUAUGGGAGAGGAAUUUUGGGUUCAGUGAGACGAAGUGCUGCAGACAGGCCCAUGAUGACGCUCAGGCCUCCGCUUGAAGUUAGUGCUCGCUUCCCGGCACCACUUCCUGCCCCCACAGGUGCUUCUGGCAGAACCCAGGGCAGUGGCUUUAUGGAACUGUGUAAGAUGAUAGGAACCCACAGGCGGAAUGGCCGUGUGGUUUCUGGUCUAAGGAGGGCUGGACCAGGUCGUGGGCACACGUGGAACACACGCCACGUCCUAUACCAUAACGAGGCCUCUUCCAUGUGGCUCUCGAAGGAUUUGAGGACACGGGAGGGUGAAAAGUUUCCGAGAGAAAUAUUCAGGACUUUUAGAACUAGGCUUUCAAAAGCAUUUGCCUGUCAGAUAAAUUCAGGUGGCAUCAAUGCAGAUUUUAAAUGUGUACAGAUACCCCCACUCACACACUGAGUUGUGCUUCACACAAGUUUUGUGCACGGAGUAUUCCAUUAGAUCUAAUGAAGCAGUGGGGCAAGCAGAAAGGAGAGGUGACUACUGAUGUUUUUAAACUCUGACAGUCACGUAUAGAUUGUCCCAAGUACCCCUUCUGCC